GCUUUUCCUAGCUGUGCCCGGUGGGACUGACAAAGGCAGACCUCGAGCCUCCCGAUGCCUAGAAGGGGACCUUUCUCUAUAUACACUGACACAUUCGUGGGUGAUUGAUGAGCGCCUUGGGUCAUCACAGGUGCCUGGUAAAUGGUGGGUCACCCCACCUCACCUUAACAUACAGAAAAUAGGCUGGGUAGGGUGCACUAUUGCACUAUCAAUGAGUUAACACACCUAUUUGGUGGACGCUGGGAGUUAGCAGGAUAUGGGGAAAGAAAGGCCAGUUUCCCACUAACUGCCAGACAAGGUAAAUGUGAGUUGUAUGGCCCCUUUGCAGGUAUGAAAGAGCGAAGUUAGCCCCUUUGGUUGGUGAGGACCCUUCAAGCGGAGUCCAGGAAGUGCUUGUUCUUUGCAGACAGAUGUUAGUCAGUCCUGAAGAGAUUCAGAGAAGGUGGGCCCAGAAGAGACCUCCUAACCAGAGUUAGGCUUUGGCUGUGGGCCUGAGAUGUGGGGAGUGGGCAAGAGAUCCUGAUGCAAGUUGUGGAUGGAGGCCUGGCUCUAAAUAAGCCUUUUCAGUCAGUUCUGGCCUGUCAUUAAUAAAAGCAAGGCCAAAUGUUUUGCCCAUCAAGAGGCCAAGGGGCUUGGGGAAGGAUGUGAGCCCCAUUAUCUCCUCUGGUGGCUGGGUUUCCUCAGCUGUGAAAUGGGGGUUAAUCCACCAUGCAGGGAGCACCUACUUUGUGCCAGCAUCAGUGUAAUAUGUUGGGGCCUCUGCAUCAAAAGCCAUACUCUUUGUUUUCAAGGUGCUUCAAGUCCAGAGUGGGAUGGCAGAAUAGGGAGAAAGGUGAUCUUGGUUGGUGCCACUAGUGCCAGGAACAUACUAUAUCCCUUUCACUGAUCAGAGCAUUCCUGCCUCCUGUUCUACAGUGGGAAAUCUGAGGCUCAGAGAGCCCAAGGCAGAGCUGCCAUACACUCCCAGGUGGUGGCUAGCUACGCCCAUUCUAUCCACCACAUGCGUGACCUCAGGAGUCUGGGAGAACAGGGCAGGCUCCAUGGUGAGAUGGUGGUAGGUGUAGGAGUUAAUAGAAUAGAGAGAGAGAGUGGGCAUUCCAGGCAGUAGGAAGAGCCAGUGGAAGCUGGAGGAGUGAAACAGCCUAUAUUUCAUGCUGGCAGGAAUCAAGGGCAUGUGUGGGGAGCACUGGCAUGAAUUAGGUGGGAGAGGUGUGAGCUGGAGGGCUUGGGCCCCACUGGCCCUGGGGUGCCCCAGAGUCUUAGCAGGGAGAAAAGUACUCUAAUUCUGUUCAGUGCAGAUCCUGCAAGGUUUGGUAAGGGCUAGGUAGGGGUUUGGGGCUGCUCUGGCAGAGGUUAAGUGAAAUAUGUUUGUCCAAAACAGAGGAAAACAGGUCACUGCCCUUCUUACUUUCCUCUUCCCCUACCCAUGGCAUGUGGAGAAGGGGAAGGAGAAUAGAGGCCAGGCCCCCUUUCAGGGGGAGGACAGCGAUUGAAGAAGCUGGAGGUGUAGGUUACCCUAUGACCUCCUAUGUGGCCUGACCAGACUGUUUUGAUCCUACCCAUCUCUUCCUGGAUGGAGGCCCCUCAGUCCAGUUCUGAUUUCACAUUUGGGUAGUGAUUUUGUUGCUGCCCCUUGAGAGCUUGAGAUCCUUGGCAGGCAGUAGGCUUUAAGCAAAUAUUUGUAAGCAAAUGAAGUAGUAAUUGUUGGUCUAACUGUGGGACCCUAUGCCCAAGGCACAUCCCUGGCAUGGGGUGGCAGGAGUAGUGAGCAGUGGCCAAGUGCAGGAGGUGCCUAUCCUUAGGUGGGCCUUGUCUUCCCAGAGGAAGAAACUUUCUUUCCUUGUCCCUUGGAAACUAGGUGGGGGGCUCCUGGGCACCCUGGCUUUGCCACAGUCCUGAGAUUCUGGCCUGGUUCAAGACUUUCCCUGCUGCCCCCCUGCCCCCGCCCCCUUGGGUGGCAAACAGAGGCAGACUUGUUCCUGCUCCCAUAGAGCUGCCCUGUUCUCUGCACACUAAAAAUGGAAACCCCAAGCUAUUUUGGGAGCAGUGCCCAGCCAGGCUAUGGCCAGGGCCCCCCUGCUCCCAGAGGGCUGUGGCCACAGCAUCCCUGCUCCCACUAGUCUUUUGGACCCUCCUUUGAGCCUUGUGUCCAGCCCUGCUCACUUCAGGGCAGCUGCAGGAGUACCUUGCUCAGGCCCCUGCUGGGAUGAGCCAACCUGGGCUGAGGGAAGGGAGAAGCAAGUGCUUGGGAUGUUCUGCACAGACAGCCUGGCAGCUGUGUGGUGGGAGGGGCUGUGCAAUGUGGCCUGAGCAUAGGCAAGUAGGGGAAGUAUCUUCCUGUCUGGGAUGAGUGGUUUGUCCCAACACUACACCAACUACGGUGCUCCUGGCUGAGGACCACUGAGGGCUGGGGUAGGUAGCGUUGCUGUGGUUUCUUGGUUCUGAGACUCAGGAGUAUCAGCUGGGACCCAAGAAGGGAUCUGUGAGGGUAGCAGGCACCCAAAAUCUGUAGAUGGUUGUGGAGAUGGGAGGCAUAGUGGUAGUGGCUUCCUGUAGGACCCCCCCCCCACACACACACCUAAUCUCAUAUCCUAGGUGCCAGCACUAUUCAGACCAGCAGGAGAGGACAUAGCAAGGGAUGGCCUGGCUUCCACAGCUGUGUAUGACUUGGGGCUCAGACUAGGAAGUGUGUGUAUGGUGUAUAUGUCCCUGGAAGGUGGAAGUGACAGGCCUGUGCAGAAUGUGUUUCAGUGUGUGUGGAGUUGUCUCCUGUUGGAUGUGUCUUUAUGCGGUAUCUGAACAUGGGUGGGAUAUCUGUGUUUCUCUAUUUGUGUGUCGCUGUGCUGUGUGUACAGCUUGUAUCUGCACGCAUCUGUGUGUGUGCCAGUGCCCAUGUGUUUGUGAGUGUGCAGGGUGGGUGAUAUGUGUGCAAGUGCAUAUCUGCCAAUGUGAUGGUGGCCAUUUGAGCUAGGACAGCCCCUGGCCUGUGUGAAAGGGGAUACACCUGGGUGGGCACCUUGACAGGGUGGAGUUUGGGCAGAGGGACAUGCUGGCCUUGUCGGCUGUGGGGCUCCUUCCUAGCUGACCUUUCCCAGGCCCCUCGUGUGCCUGGCUCUGCUGCCCUCCCCCUCCUCGUGUGGGCUCUGAGGAGGCGUGCUCUGUGGAAUGUGUUUGGUGGCUAAGGGCCAGUCUGGGCCCAGCUCCACCAGCAGGCUGGGCGAUGGGGAGGGGGCACUUUUGUACUGUCUCUCAGUGGGGAGCUCAGGGCUCCCACUGCCUGCAGACCAGCCUUCAGCUUGAUACUUUGCUUUCCUCUGGCUAGGUGACUCCCACACAGGUCAUGCUGUUGUCUCCUGAUCUAGCCAGCCCUGCCAGGUGACCAUGGCUGCUCUUGGCCCAGUUCUUCUCCAGGCUGUCUGGGCCGGGUGGGUCCUCACCCUCCAGCUCUCUCCACCAGCUGCUUUUACUCCCAAUGGCACACAUCUGCAGCACCUGGUGAGGGACCCCACCUCAGGUACCCUCUAUCUGGGGGCCACCAACUUCCUGUUCCAGCUGAGCCCUGGGCUACAGCUGGAGGCCACAGUGUCCACUGGCCCUGUGCUAGACAGCAGGGAUUGCCUUCCGCCUGUGAUGCCUGAUGAGUGCCCCCAGGCUCAGCCUACCAACAACCCGAACCAGCUGCUCCUGGUGAGCCCAGGGGCCCUGGUGGUGUGCGGCAGUGUCCACCAGGGGGUCUGUGAGCAGCGGCGCCUGGGGCAGCUCGGACACCUACUGCUGCGGCCAGAGCGGCCUGGGGAUACCCAGUAUGUGGCUGCCAAUGACCCUGCGGUCAGCACUGUAGGGCUGGUAGCCCAGGGCUUGGCAGGGGAGCCCCUCCUGUUUGUGGGGCGAGGAUACACCAGCAGGGGUGUGGGGGGUGGCAUCCCACCCAUCACGACCCGGGCCCUGCAGCCGCUGGACCCCCAAGCUGCCUUUUCCUAUGAGGAGACAGCCAAGCUGGCGGUGGGCCGCCUCUCCGAGUACAGCCACCACUUUGUGAGUGCCUUUGCCCGUGGGGCCAAUGCCUACUUCCUGUUCCUGCGGCGGGAUCUGCAGGCUCAGUCCAGAGCCUUCCGUGCCUAUGUGUCUCGAGUGUGCCUCCGGGACCAGCACUAUUAUUCCUAUGUGGAGUUGCCUCUGGCCUGCCAGGGUGGCCGCUACGGGCUGAUCCAGGCUGCUGCUGUGGCUACAACUGGGGAGGUGGCCCAUGGGGAGGUGCUCUUUGCAGCCUUCUCCUCAGCUGCUCCCCCCACUGUGGGCCGGCCUCCGUCAGCAGCUGCUGGGGCAGCUGGAGCCUCUGCCCUCUGUGCCUUCCCCCUGGAUGAGGUGGACCGGCUUGCUAAUCGCACACGCGAUGCGUGCUACACCCGGGAAGGCCGUGCGGAGGAUGGGACUGAGGUGGCUUACAUUGAAUAUGAUGUCAAUUCCGACUGUGCACAGCUGCCAGGGGAUACCUUGGAUGCUUAUCCCUGUGGCUCAGACCACACGCCCAGCCCCAUGGCCAGCCGGGUCCCGCUGGAAGCCACGCCAAUUCUAGAGUGGCCAGGGGUUCAGCUAACAGCUGUGGCAGUCACCAUGGAGGAUGGACAUACCAUCGCUUUCCUGGGUGACAGUCAAGGGCAGCUUCAUAGGGUCUACUUGGGCCCAGGGAGUGAUGGCCACCCAUACUCCACACAGAGCAUCCAGCAGGGGUCUGCGGUGAGCAGAGACCUCACCUUUGAUGGGAGCUUUGAGCACCUGUAUGUCAUGACCCAGAGCACACUUCUGAAGGUUCCUGUGGCCUCCUGUUCUCAGUUCCUGGACUGUGCAUCUUGCCUUGCUCACAAGGACCCAUACUGUGGGUGGUGUGUGCUUCUUGGCAGGUGUAGUCGCCACUCUGAGUGCUCAAGGGGCCAGGGCCCAGAACAGUGGCUGUGGAGCUUCCAGGCUGGGCUGGGCUGUCUGCGAGUGGAAGCUAUAAGUCCUGCCAACAUCAGCCGAGAGGAGAGGAAGGAGAUUUUCCUAUUGGUGCCAGACCUGCCACCCCUGUGGCCAGGGGAGUCAUAUUCCUGCCAUUUUGGGGAAUAUCACAGUCCUGCUCUGCUGACCAGUUCUGGUGUGAUGUGCCCCUCCCCAGACCCCAGUGAGGCCCUGUUGCUACAGAGAGGAGUCGACCAUGUCUCUGUGACUGUGGAGCUCAGGUUUGGCACCGUUGUGAUCGCCCAAGCUUCCCUCUCUUUCUAUGACUGUGUGGCAGUCACUGAGCUCCACCCAUCUGCACCGUGCCAGGCCUGUGUGACCAGCCGCUGGGGGUGUAACUGGUGUGUCUGGCAACACCUAUGCACACACAAGGCCUUGUGUGAUGCUGGACCGAUGGUGGUGAGCCAACAGAGCCCGCUUCUUUCCCUAGCCCCUCCUGCAAGAGAUGCACCCACCCCCUUCCCACCCACAGCCCCCAAAGUCCUGGUCACCCCUGCUCCUGACACCCUUCCUGCGGCACCUGGGGCUUCCUCUAUAGCCACAGCCUCGGAUGUCCUUCCUGGGGUCAGGCCUUCCCCAUUCAGCCCCUGGGGACCGCCGUCAGGUCCCGGCUCCAUGCCUUCCCCCAUCUCCACAGAGUCACCUCUCCAAGAGAAGCCCUCCCUUCCCAGCUCCCCCAAUAGACCUGGAACCAUUGUCCCUGCUCCUGCUGACUUUGGACCCACAGCCACACCUGAGGACCUUUUAGUGGCCCCUCCAUCACCUUCAGAUUCAGCAGUGCCCCCUGCAGACCCUGGCCCUGAGGCCCUUCCCACUGUGGUGCCCCUGGACUGGCCCCCUGGCACUGCUCCUGCCACCCCUUUCCCAGGGGCUGUGGGCUCCACGAAGCCCACUCUGGACUGGCUCAUGAGAGAAGGCGGCGAGCUGCCCGAGGCGGACGAGUGGAUGGGUGGUGAUGUGCCCACCUUCUCCACUUCCACCCUCCUCUCAGGUGAUGGAGACUCAGCAGAGCACGAGGGCCCUCCUGCCCCCCUCAUCCUCCUAUCCAGCCUCGACUACCAGUAUGACACCCCCGGGCUCUGGGAGCUGGAAGAGGUGAACUGGGGGGCAAGAUCCUGCCCCUGUGUGGAGAGUGUUCAGGGUUCUGUGCUAAUGCCAGUCCAUGUGGAGCAGGAAGUCCGGCUGGUAGGCAGGAACCUGCACCUUUUCCAGGAUGGUCCAGGAGACAAUGAGUGUGUGAUGGAGCUGGAGGGCCUUGAGGUGGUAGUUGAGGCCCGGGUUGAGUGUGGGCCACCUCCAGAUACCCAGUGCCACGUCACGUGCCAGCAGCAUCAGCUCAGCUAUGGGGCUCUGCAGCCGGAGCUCCGUGUAGGGCUCUUUCUGCGUCGGGCUGGUCAUCUGCGUGUGGACAGUGCUGAGGGGCUGCAUGUGGUACUAUAUGACUGUUCCGUGGGACACGGGGACUGCAGCCGCUGCCAAACCGCCAUGCCCCAGUAUGGCUGUGUGUGGUGUGAGGAGGAGAGUCCACGUUGCGUGGCCCGGGAGGCCUGCAUCAAGGCUGAGGCUGUGGCCACCCAGUGCCCUGCGCCCCUCAUCCACUUGGUGGAGCCACUGACUGGACCUGUAGACGGAGGCACUCGUGUCACCAUCAGGGGCUCCAACCUGGGCCAACAUGUGCAUGACGUGCUGGACACUGUCAGGGUGGCUGGAGUGCCCUGUGCUGUGGAUGCCCAGGAAUAUGAGGUCUCCAGCAGCCUCGUGUGCAUUACUGGGGCCAGUGGAGAGGAGAUGGUGGGUGCUGUGGCAGUGGAGGUGCCGGGAAGAGGACGCGGCAUCUCAGAGCAUGACUUUGCCUAUCAGGACCCAAAGGUGCAUUCUAUCUUCCCGGCCCGAGGCCCCAGAGCUGGGGGAACCCGCCUCACCCUGCAUGGCUCCAAGCUCCUGACUGGGCGGCUGGAGGACAUUCGAGUGGUAGUUGGAGACCAGCCUUGUCAUUUGCUGCUGGAGCAGCAGUCGGAGCAGCUGCAGUGUGAGACGAGCCCACACCCUGCACCUGCCAUGUUCCCUGUGACCGUGUGGUUUGGAGCUACUGAGAGGAGGCUUCAGCAUGGCCAGUUCAAGUACACAUCAGACCCCAAUGUCACCUCUGCUGGUCCUACCAAGAGCUUCCUCAGUGGAGGACGUGAGAUAUGGGUCCGUGGCCAGAAUUUGGAUGUGGUGCAGAUGCCAAGAAUCCGAGUGACCAUGGCCCCAGGAGUGCAGCAGCCCAGCCAGGGGCUUGGACGGAGGCGCUGGAUGGUCCCAGAGACAGCGUGUUCCCCUGGAACCCCCUGCAGCAGUUAUCACUUUGAGGAGCCAUGCCGUGUGAACUCCUCCCAGCUCAUCCUGUGCCGUACACCUGCCCUCCCGGGCCUGCCUGAGAACCCUUGGGUCCAGGUGGAAUUUAUCCUUGACAACCUCAUCUUCAAUUUUGCAAGACUCAACCCCACACCAUUCUCCUAUGAACCUGACCCCACUCUUCAGCCCCUCAACCCCGAGGACCCCACCAUGCCAUUCCGGCACAAGCCUGGGAGUGUGUUCUCAGUGGAGGGGGAGAACCUGGACCUUGCAAUGUCCAAGGAGGAGGUGGUGGCUAUGAUAGGGGAUGGCCCCUGUGUGGUAAAGACGCUGACCCGGCACCACCUGUACUGUGAGCCCCCUGUGGAGCAGCCCAUGCCACGGCACUUUGCCCCCCGAGAGGCACCUGACGCUUUGCCUGAAUUCACAGUACAGAUGGGGAACCUGCACUUCUCCCUGGGUCAUGUGCAGUAUGAUGGCGAGAGCCCUGUGGCUUUUCCUGUGGCAGCCCAGGUGGGCUUAGGGGUGGGCACCUCGCUUUUGGCUCUGGGUGUCAUCAUCAUUGUCCUCAUGUACAGGAGGAAGAGCAAACAGGCCCUGAGGGACUAUAAGAAAGUCCAGAUCCAGCUGGAGAAUCUGGAGAGCAGCGUGCGUGACCGCUGCAAGAAAGAGUUCACAGACCUCAUGACCGAGAUGACUGAUCUCACCAGUGACCUUCUGGGCAGUGGCAUCCCCUUCCUUGACUACAAGGUGUAUGCUGAGAGGGUCUUCUUCCCUGGGCACCGGGAGUCACCCUUGCAUCGGGACCUGGGUGUGCCUGAGAGCAGACGGCCCACCGUAGAGCAAGGGUUGGGGCAGCUGUCCAACUUGCUGAACAGCAAGCUCUUCCUCACUAAGUUCAUCCACACGCUGGAGAGUCAGCGCACCUUCUCAGCUCGGGACCGUGCCUAUGUGGCAUCUCUGCUCACCGUGGCACUGCACGGGAAGCUCGAGUACUUCACUGACAUCCUUCGCACCCUGCUCAGUGACCUGGUGGCCCAAUACGUGGCCAAGAACCCUAAGCUGAUGCUGCGCAGGACAGAGACUGUGGUGGAGAAGCUGCUCACCAACUGGAUGUCCAUCUGCCUCUACACCUUCGUGAGGGACUCAGUAGGGGAGCCUCUGUACAUGCUCUUCCGAGGGAUUAAGCAUCAAGUGGACAAGGGGCCAGUGGACAGUGUGACUGGCAAAGCCAAAUAUACCUUGAAUGACAACCGCCUGCUCAGAGAGGAUGUGGAGUACCGUCCCCUGACUUUAAAUGCGCUCUUGGCUAUGGGGCCUGGGGCAGGAGAGGCCCAGGGCGUGCCUGUGAAGGUCCUGGACUGUGACACCAUCUCCCAAGCCAAGGAGAAGAUGCUGGACCAGCUUUAUAAAGGAGUGCCUCUCGCCCAGCGGCCAGACCCUCGCACUCUAGAUGUUGAGUGGCGGUCUGGGGUGGCUGGGCACCUCAUUCUGUCUGAUGAAGAUGUCACUUCUGAGGUCCAGGGUCUGUGGAGGCGUCUGAACACCCUGCAGCAUUAUAAGGUCCCAGAUGGAGCAACUGUGGCCCUUGUCCCCUGCCUCACCAAGCACAUUCUCCGGGAAAACCAGGAUUAUGUCCCUGGAGAACGGACCCCAAUGCUGGAGGAUGUAGAUGAGGGAGGCAUCCGGCCCUGGCACCUGGUGAAGCCAAGCGAGGAACCAGAGCCACCCAGGCCUCGGAGGGGCAGUCUUCGGGGUGGGGAGCGCGAGCGAGCCAAGGCCAUCCCCGAGAUCUACCUGACACGCCUGCUGUCUAUGAAGGGUACCCUGCAGAAAUUCGUGGAUGACCUGUUCCAGGUGAUUCUCAGCACCAGCCGCCCUGUGCCACUCGCUGUUAAAUACUUCUUUGACCUGCUGGAUGAGCAGGCCCAGCAGCAUGGCAUCUCCGACCAGGACACCAUCCACAUCUGGAAGACCAAUAGCUUGCCGCUGAGGUUCUGGAUCAAUAUAAUCAAAAACCCGCAGUUUGUGUUCGACGUGCAGACAUCUGAUAACAUGGACGCCGUGCUCCUCGUCAUUGCACAGACUUUCAUGGAUGCCUGCACCCUGGCCGACCACAAGCUAGGCCGGGACUCCCCCAUCAACAAACUUCUGUAUGCUCGGGAUAUUCCCCGUUACAAACGGAUGGUGGAAAGGUACUAUGCAGACAUCAGAGAGACCGUCCCGGCCAGUGACCAAGAAAUGAACUCUGUCCUGGCUGAGCUGUCCCGGAACUAUUCUGGAGACCUUGGAGCACGAGUAGCCCUUCAUGAACUCUACAAGUAUAUCAACAAGUACUAUGACCAGAUCAUCACUGCCCUGGAGGAGGAUGGCACGGCCCAGAAGAUGCAACUGGGCUAUCGGCUGCAGCAGAUUGCAGCUGCUGUGGAAAACAAGGUCACGGAUCUAUAGGGACCUGGGAGCCCUGGCCUGCUGUUGCCUCAGCCCUACUUGGGCAGCCUUGGAACCUCGAGAGAGAGAGACUACCUUCUUAGAUGCCUGUAGUUGUUGACAAGCAGAGUUAGUGGAAGGUGACUCCUAGUCUCCUGGUGGCUCUAGCCUCAGCCCUGCUGGACCCACAUAGGCCUGGGGCCCUAAGACUUAUGGGGUAGUACCCAGCCUGCUCCCUGAGCCAAGCAACCCUGUGGACUAUUUCCUGUGUGCCACCAAUCUGCAGGGAGUUAGGGACUAAAGCCUUCCCGAGAGUGGCCGGAAAGGCCUCCAGGCCCAUGGGGAGACUGUACUAUUUGUCAUUACUGGUCUGUGUCCCACAGGGAUUCAGAGAAGGAGGAAGAGAGCCCCAUGCUUCUGUCCUCCAUCAUCCCUGACCUCAGUUUAGCUGCCUCUGGCCUUGUUGCUGCUGCCACAUCCUAGGUCCAAGAGAUGAAGGCCUCUCCUAGGCCACUGCAAACAGCCCCCUUGGCAGGGCUGGCUGCCUUAGGGCUAGCCCUGAGGGGAGGACAUCUGCUGCUGGGGGCCUUGGGAGAGCAGUGGCACCACUGACCCAGUUCUUCAUUAAACAGUAACACACUG
Molecule: messenger RNA, 10407 nt
Organism: Nycticebus coucang (slow loris)
Lineage: Eukaryota; Metazoa; Chordata; Mammalia; Primates; Lorisidae
Gene: PLXNB1
Product: plexin B1
Exons: 37
Coding region: 3382-9786 (2134 amino acids)
Biological process (GO): positive regulation of axonogenesis; regulation of cell migration; regulation of cell shape
Cellular component (GO): semaphorin receptor complex
Molecular function (GO): semaphorin receptor activity; protein binding
Source: RefSeq, a predicted model, not a curated record